AUGGUGUAUCUAAAUUGUCGUAUAGCGGGAGUGUACGCUGGCGUACACUGUGAACUCAACUCAGCUGACGCUGGACUUAUAUCUCGAAAAUACCGAAUAUUCUAUGUUCAAAGAGAUGGGCAAACUACAACGUUUAAAGUCGGAGAUAGUUUCAACGUAACAUGGCAUCUUGGGUAUCCUCACAGAGGUGGGUUUAAACUUGAGCUCCUGGAUGCAAACGACAAGUUGCUGAAUCCCUUGACUCCGGAGGGGGCUGGAAAUAAGAAGGACGGAUUUGAUGAUGAGGAUUCAACUCAGCAAUCCUUCUCCGUAACUCUGCCAACAAAAGAAUGUUUAAACUGCUCGAUUAGGUUGGUUCGGCAGGCUGCAGAGUGGGGAGGAAGAUACAGCUUCUGGUCUUGCUCAGAUAUAGAUAUUGUAAAGAACACACAGAGUUCUGUAUGCGGAGAGAAAGGAGAGGAGAAGGAUGGAUCCUGCUCCUGUAAACCUGGAGCAUACGGAGACAGAUGUGAAUUUACAGAGGAAUGCACAAAAGAUGAGGAUUGUGGAGGACCAGACAGAGGUGAAUGUAUACUACCUGAGGGAACAACAUUACCUAGAAUGGCUCGGGUUUGCUAUUGUAAGAUGGGAUACUACGGGAAGGAUUGUGGGAAGGAGUCUGUGCUUCGGGAGCAUAUAAAGAGCCAGGAUGGAUAUAGUAUGCAAGAGCUGAGUGAUAACCUUUCCCUUUACUGGAGAAAGGUUGAAGACAAACAAGAAAUCGAGAUUGCUCUCAGAGGAAAGACGAAGAAUUAUGUUGCGGUUGGGUGGAGAUCUCUUGAUACAACCAAGCUCUGUAAAUCCCAGUUCACUGGUCUGGAGUACCUGGAGAACGUUGCCGAUUACGCCCCAAAGGGAGAUAUCCAUGAGAUGGACUGCACUGAUAUUGUGAUAGGGUUCGCCAAGGGUUCUCUGGGUCGGGUUGUAGAUUCCUACACUCGAGACAGAUCAACCCCGCUCCGGGAUGAGGAGUAUGGCGGGACGGAAGAUUUAACUGCAGCGCUUGCAUACGAGGACGAGUUGACUGGAGAAACCGUUCUUAUCUUCAGAAAACCUCUUAAAGCCUCCCAUCCUACGGAUAACAGUAUAGAAGACGCUGUAAUGCAUAUCAUUUGGUCUCAUGGACAAUCAAAAGGUUCCUUCUCUCAUUCUCCUCUCUCCGGAUUAGAGAAUGGUUCUCCUGCAAUACCAGAUUUCUAUAAAGAGGACGAACUCAAGUAUCAUGGUCGGAGCAACAGAGGGCUGGUCAAACUUAACCUUCUCCAGGUUCAGAAGAGCGAAGACGAUCUUAAUUCUUGUUCCUUCUCCUACCCUGAGGAUUGUAGAUCUAAUGAAUCAGGGUGCGAUUACUCCGCCUCCUGGUGGAAGGACGAGUCCCACCUGUAUGUAUCCGUGUCCACCAGGAUAGCAGAGAACUGGUUCGGAGCUGGUAUUUCUCCAGAUAGAAGCAUGGCUAACUCCUUUGUUGUAAUUGGAGGGAUGGUGAACAGCGAGAAAAUAGUUCUUGGUGAGGGAAGACUAACUGGAUACAAAGCUCCUGAACUCACGGAGAGAUUGGAUACUGAAACCUCCUGGGUGAGAAGUGAGGACGGAGUUCAAGCAGCUAAAUUUUCUAUCCCUCUUUCAGAUUAUAUAAAUGAUAUUGUGGAUCUAAAAUCUGAGGAUGGAUUCCACUUCUUGUUUCCUGUAUCUGGUGGAAGUAUAAAGGACGGAGAUAAACUUGAGAUAAGAUACCAUUCAGAUACUCCCACAGUAUCGGAGAAGAUCAACUUAAACAAAUGUUUUGAGUCGGACGGAAAGAAAUUAUUUACUGAACUUAUUCCAACUCAAGGAAAACUUGGAGCAGGAUCAAAGCCAGAAUCCGAACCUGAAUCCGAACCUGAACCAGAAUCCGAAACAGAGGUUGAACCUGAAUCCGAACCAGGGACUGAAAAGGAUUCUGAAAAGUUGCCUAAUGACAAAUCUGAAUCGGAACCUGAAUCGGAACCUGAAUCUGAGCCGGAGCCUGAAAAGAAUUCUGAAAAGUUGGCUGAUGAAAAAUCGGAAUCUGAACCUGAACCAGAAUCGGAACCAGAGCGCGAAAAGGACUCAGAAAAGUUGACUGAUGACAAAUCUGAAGCUGAAGCUGAACCAGAAUCGGAACCUGAAUCAGAACCAGAGCCUGAGAAAGAGCCUGACGACCAAUCUGAAUCUGAACCUGAACCAGAAUCUGAACCAGAAUCUGAACCUGAACCAGAAACAGAUUCCGAAAAGUUGACUGAAAUCAAAGAAGAAUCUGACUCUGAACCUGAACCAGAAACUGAACCAGAACCAGAAUCGGAACCUGAACCUGAAACUGAUUCAGAAAAGUUGACAGACUCCGAUACAUUCCUUGAAUCAGUUCCAGAACCUGAAUCGGAACCUGAAAGUGAUCUCGGGAGCAACCCGGAAAAGUUAACAGACGCAAAAGAUGAAUCUGAAAAUGAUCCUGAAUCUGAACCCGAGACUGAACCCGAGCCUGAGUCUCAACCCGAACCAGAAGCUGAUAACGAACCUGAACCAGGAUGGGGGAAGGUUGGGACUCAUUUCUCCUGCUAUAGAUCCAGGUCUGGUAUUGUAGAGAACAAUGAGCUAAACGUAGAAGAUAUAUUUGACUCCUGUGAGGAGAACGGAUUAAUGAGAAUGAUCAAGAAUGUUGUCGCUGUUGAGAAAUCAGGAAAGUAUCGUCUAAGUUUCACUUCACUCAUCAAGUCAGGAAAGAACGAUCCGUUCACACUGAGGAUAAGGAGAAAAGACGAGAUUAUUGGAGAGACAAGGAUGCACUUAGGAGCAGUUGCAAAUCCUCCAGAGGUCGGAGUGUCAACUACUAUUCUUAUGAUGAAGGAUUUGAUGCUAGGAGAUCUUCUUAAAAUAGAAACAGAUUCUCAACUUGGUAAAAGUUAUCUCCGGAGUUCAGACUGGAACCUGCUCCGACUAGAGGGAGAUAUAAUCAGGGACGGUGUUGAGUGUAUCUUUACUCAGGAUAGGAUAUUCUGCGGGGAAUCAGACCUGGUCAGUGUAGAGCAGGAGAAAACUAUUGUUGUUAAAUCCACCAAUUAUUAUCAAAUAUCAUUAUCUGGAUUUUUGACCAAGGAUGGUUUUGGUAUGGAAGAUUUAAUGCUGAAGGAUGAGAUUAGCUCCGAAUCCAUCCUGUCCAUCAGGACGGGUCUCGUCAAGGAUCAGAGCUCCGAGCUUGAACUUACAAAUCUUACUCUUCCCUUCAGCAAUAGUGUGAUAAGAAAACUAAGCUCUGGAUCAAGGUUAUCUCUUAGAUCAGGUUCUGGGGUUGAGGUUGAGGGACGAAUUCUUCUUAUUCCUAGCUCCGGGUCCGAUAUAUCCUGCUCCGAGACCGAACCCAUCAAAACUAAACUUGUCACACUCUCUAACUGCUCGUUGAACACUGAGCAAAGAUAUAACACGAGGAACGGAGUUUUCACAGCUCCGGCAGAUGGAACCUAUAUGGUUGGGUUCUCAGGAUCCUACCAGGUAUCUGGAGAGAGUGUACUUCACACCAAUAUCCUGAGUAAGAACGGAACGAAUCUCCGAACCAUGGUUGCUGGGUUCACCAAGAUAGGAUCUUCCAAGGACUCCGACCUCCAGUUUCUCACCAAUAAUAUUAUCGUAGCUAACGUGAGGUUGGAGAAGGAGGAGGAGAUCUGUCUGGGAAUGGGAACAGGGAAAGGAAGAUCUCUGAAUGUAAGAAAUGAGAUCUCCGCGAGCUCUGAUCAUCCAGCAAUCCUUAGUAUCCACAGAAUUAACUAGAAUUGAAUUAAAUUAUGAAAUAUAUUUACUCUGACACAUACAAUAAUGAAACAUGUAAGAUAUGACAGAACGGCACACGUAUGAUUUCAUCCUUAUCGUUUUUUUGUGGUUUUACAAAUUAUACAUGAACAGCUCAGCAGGUUUAAAACUGAUCAGUAUAGGUCAGGGUUCCUAAACAGAGAAGUAUGGUUGGGUUCAAGCUUUGUUUUCUCUUGUUACUUGGUUUAGUGCAGGCUAGAUAUCAGUACGAUGAUCAAUUUAUAUUAUUCCAAGAGGAAAAUCCUGAAACCGAUAUUACUACUAUUCCUACAAUAACCCCCUCUCCUCCUCCUUCUACUACUACUACUACUACUACUACUACCACAACUGCAACAACUCCUACAACUUCAACUACUACAAAUGCGACGACAACUACUUCUACUACAACUAUAACAACUAUCUUCACUGCAACAACUCCUACAACUACAACUACUACAAAUAUGCCAACAACUACCAUUUCAACUACAUCUACAACUACUAUUCCAACAACAACUCCUUUUGAAAGCAACGGAUGUAAAUGUCGAUGGGUACCUAUGACCACUACCACCACUACGACAUCAACAACAACCACAACCACCACAACAACAACAACAACAACAACAACAACAACCACCACAACAACGACGUCCGAAGCAACAGAUGUAACACAAGAAAUAGAAACAACAACAACAAUACCUAAAAAUGAAAUCAAAGUUGAAUCAGAUGAAUUUCCUGAGUUUGGUAUGAAUAUUAUUAAAGAAGAAGUAUUUUUUUAUGAAUGGGUGUGUGAGUGUGAAUGGCCCUGGGCUGAGUUUGGUUACGGAUGUGCUGCUGCUGCUGGAGCUUGUAUCCUACUCGCAGCACUAAUCAAAGUUGUCUGUUACAGGAAGAAGUCUGCCAGUAAAGAUUUCUCCUAUGCAAUGGAUAAUUUUGUUGUAGAGUAAUAAUUGUUAAAAUGAUUUUUAAUCUAUUGUAUUAUCUUUUAUCAUAAUAUUAUAUAAGAAAAAAAU
This is a messenger RNA of Eurytemora carolleeae, 4847 nucleotides long. RefSeq lists its product as uncharacterized. The coding region runs from base 1 to 3819 and encodes 1272 amino acids. Lineage: Eukaryota; Metazoa; Arthropoda; Copepoda; Calanoida; Temoridae. The record is from RefSeq and is a predicted model, not a curated record. The transcript is spliced from 23 exons. Gene Ontology annotation, molecular function: protein binding.